Molecule: messenger RNA, 3264 nt
Organism: Puccinia graminis f. sp. tritici CRL 75-36-700-3
Lineage: Eukaryota; Fungi; Basidiomycota; Pucciniomycetes; Pucciniales; Pucciniaceae
Exons: 7
Coding region: 1-3264 (1087 amino acids)
Source: RefSeq, a predicted model, not a curated record
AUGAACAAACGCAGCAAAGAAUCCCACAAGAAACGUGAAUCUCAUAAGAUAAAGGUCAAAGUUUUCCAGAGUCUUUGUGCAGGAAACUCGAUCCAUCCAGAAAUCUCAAGAGAAACACAACCCAACUCGAUAGUGGCGAUGCAGGACACCAUAGAGGGCUCUGUUGUACUAGAUGAGAUUGAAGUUCCAGCAUCCCCCGGUUUGGAAGAAACUCUUGAAGCAAUACAUCAAGUUGAUCAAGGUAACGGGUAUGAAUCGGAGGUCAAAGAGGAAGGAAUUAAUUGGGACCACUGGCUUUCAUACGAGAUGGAACAUGCUGCCGGGGAUUUAUCGUUAGAUCACUCAACUGAUGGAGAAGAAAUUUGCUCAGAUCACGAGGCUAUUGAUGGGGAUGAAUGGUUUCCAUUCAAAAGUAAAUUGGAGAUGCUUGGCUCACUCCUAAUCGGAUACACCCGCCAUCUCCUUUCAAGGGAAAUGUAUGACCGAACCCGAUCCAUUUUCUCCAUCUGGCCACUAAAGAUACCGGCCUGGUCAACCAUUCGCCGAGCUCAGGAACGGAUCCGAAAACAUCUUGACAUGAAGAUUAGUAUGGAGUUGUCCAAUCCGCUUGUUGCCCCUUUUCUAGACUUUUAUCCCGAGGAUUCCAAAGGCUUGGACAUUUAUAAGCUUUCACAAUCACAAAAAUGGCUAGCAUCUUUGCCUCGAGAAUUGCGAACUCCAAUGUGCAUCAACAAUACAAAACACUUUUACAUCUACGAACCCCUUGAAAUGUAUUCCAAGGAAAUAGUUAUUCCUAUUUUCAUUUACACUAUAAGCUCCGAACUACAUGCCAAAUGUCUUAUCCCCCAUCAAGAACACAACACUCCAUCUUCAACAAAAUUUUACAUCCCCGAAAAUCUCUCUUUUGAUGACCCCAAUCUUAAGGUCAUUGCAGUCAAAAACUUUGAGAAAACAUACUUGGAAAUCGAGAGGAAUGGACAGAAACUAUCAUCUCUUUGCGGUAAUCAACUAUACGAGACUAACAACAUAGACAGGAGAAUCAAGAAAAUUACGUUACCAAGCCCUUGGAGAAUCAAAGCUGGCGGAAAGAUAAUUCGGCAUAUUCCAAUCAGCUUGUAUGCUGACGACACCUCGGGGAACCUAUCAAAACGUUGGAAUAAACACAUUUCCUUUUAUUUUACCUUAUCUGGACUUGAGCCCCAUCUUUCAAACCAGGAGUUCAAUUGUCACUUCCUUUCAACUUCAAAUCGGGCAGGAACUUUGGAAGUGGCUGAACAGAUUGUGACUGAGAUGAAUGAUAUUGCUACCAAUGGAUUCACGGCCUUCGACGUUUCCAUUUCCCAGCCAGUAUUUGUUAUGAGCACUAUUCUAUUUUUCCUUGCAGAUUCACCUAUGCAUGCCGAAAUAACCAACACCCCCUGUCCAAGUGCAGCUCUCAAUCCAUGUCGAUUCUGCACUCUAUCAGUUUCAAAAAGGGUCGAGAAAAAUACCAAACUCUACAUACAAAGGUUUCUUGAAGUCGAUUCAAAUGGCAACUCAGCACCAAACACACUCCGACACUGGGACGAAAGCGUGACACGCACUUAUAAUCUCUACAACCUAACCAAUCAUUCAACGAUCAAGGAGUUCAACGAAAUGUCUAUCAAGUGGGGUCUCACGGAUUCAAUGAAUCGGAAAUUUAUUGAACAUAGGAAAGAUAAGAAGGUUAAAAAGAGAAUCAAGAAAUUGAUAAAGGAAGAUUCUACAAGAUUGUUCAAUUCAUUUCUGAAACUAAAAGGUUUCGAUGGCUGCUUAGACACACCCGUCGAAAUUUUACAUGUUUUCUUGCUUGGGGUUGAGAAAUAUUUAGUGCGAGAUUUUAUCAAGAGUUUGAAACCAAAACAGAAAUUAGAACUGAACGGACGCAUCCAGUCUUUCAACACCGGUUCUUUGAACAUCCCCUCUCUACAACCCAAAUAUCUUACUACCCAUGCUCAAUCUUUGGUUGGUAAAGAGUUCAAGAUCUUCUUACAAGCAGCUCCAUUUAUAUUCUUCCCUUUCAUGGAUGCCGAUCAAAGGAAACUCUGGCAUUCAUUGUCUCUCCUAUCUUCUUACGCAUUCCAAACCCGUAUUGCCAACAUGAAUGAAUUCCAAAUAAAUAUCAAAAAAUAUAUAGGAGCCUUUCUAUAUUAUGUAGUUAAAUCCAGUGGGCAGUGGGUUAACAAGCCCAAGUUUCAUAUGCUUCUUCACCUUCCUCAAUCAAUCUUACGAUUUGGGCCUGCACCUCUUUUUGCGACUGAAAAAUUUGAAUCAUAUAAUGGAGUCGUUAGGAAUGCAUCAGUUCACACCAACCGACAAUCUCCAGGUCAAGACAUAGCUGUCAAAUUCUGCAAUUUCCAUUCACUACGAUUUAUAUUUUCUGGAGGUGUCUUGUAUGAUGAAACUACUAAAUCUACUUCUACAUCCUCACCAGUACUGCUGAACCUUUUCCGAACCAAUCACACCAUACAGAAGUCAAUGGGAUACAAUCCUUCCCUUUCCAAUACAAUUAUACGCUAUCCAUUCCAUAACAAGUUUGCCUCCCAAAAGGACAAUAGAGUGGACCCCCCAACUGCAUUAAAACGACGACUUCCUGAUCAAGAAUUUCGACAGAUACUUGAUCUGCAGCUGAACAAACAUGAAGCAGUUCAAGAAUCAUCUUUUAUUCUGAUCGAACAUCCAAUAACUCAUGUGAAGUCCAUCGGAUUUGUCAACUCCCUAUGGAAGGUUUCUUCGAACUAUUACGUGCAUAUCACCAAACUAUCAAAGUCAAUCAUACAUCCCUUCUAUGAAAUGAGGCAAUUCAUCAAAACAAAUGAUUCAUCCUCGGUUGACUCAAAGGCCAUCUUAGCCACUCUCAAUCUUCAGCAUAAUUGUUUCGAUGACAACUGCCCAAUCAAAAAGACUAAGGAUACCAAGGUUGAACGACAAGGUGUAAUAACUCAAACGGAAGAAGUCCAUCAUACAGACAAAAAAAAAUUCAUUCUCAAUUCUGCCUCUUUCCAUGCGCCCGACUAUCAUAGAGAGAUGGCAGAACUGGUUGUCCCAACUAUUCAACCCAAUGAAAUGGUUCAAGCAAUCGAUGAGGGCUAUAAGAAGUGGAUUCAUUCGGCAUCACAAAUUCCAAUAAUUCCAACCCUUGUACCUCCUCCAGACCACGAAAACGAAGAGAAUUUAGAGCUAGAAGAUACAUCGUCUGCAUCAGAUGACUCAUCUUCAACAGAUUCCGAACUACUCGAUGUUUAA